UGUACGGGGAUUUAACAAUCCCAUCAAAGUCAAAGUAUUGUAAAAAAAACCUUCUUAAUUUGGUGCCCGUAUGAUCCAAUUCCGAUCUCUCCAGCGAUACUAGGGUUUAGGGUUUAAUUCGAUCUCCUUUGGUCUGCAAACGUUCCUCUCCGCCAAAUUGGCUGCGUUUCACCUAGUCUAGGUCGAAACUGUGACUUAUCAUUGACCUCCGCUGAAGCUCAAUCCGCUGGUUAGCGGUUCCUUGAUUCCCCACCGAGGGCUUCGAUUUUGGAAUUGGAAAUGGCCGAUCAGAGUGGCGACGUCUGCAGUUUCUUUAAGAAACCUUCAAGGAACAAGAACAUCCGGAAGAGAACGGCCACUGAAUCCACCGAAGGAGAAGAUGAAAACGGUGACCAAGAACCCCAAACCUCCCUCCCCUCUCAAAGACCCAAUAAAACCCUAGCUUCAGAUAAGGCACUCCACUUCUCAACCGCAACUUCCUCCUCAAAGCCAUCCGGUAAAGAUGAUGGCGAAAUCGAACCCAAGAGCGAGGCCGGCCUCUUUCACUUCGAGUCCUCCAAGCUGAUCCAGGUUCAGAAUGACAGCCGCGCCACUGCCUCUCUUCAGACCGAGACAGAGUUCGAUCGUGACGCGCGCGCGAUCCGCGAGCGAGUCCUCAAGCGGGCGGAGGAGUCUCUCAAGGGGAAAUCCGGGUCAGAGGUCAGUAACGAGAAAGUCUAUCGUGGCAUUCACGGUUACACCGAUUACAAGGCUGGGUUCCGCCGCGAACAGACAGUUGCCGGCGAGAAGGCAGGCGGUGCGCACGGUCCACUCCGCGCGUCGGAGCACAUCCGGGUCUCGGCAAGAUUCGACUACCAGCCGGACAUCUGUAAGGACUAUAAGGAGACUGGUUAUUGCGGUUUUGGGGAUGCGUGUAAGUUUAUGCAUGAUCGAGGCGAUUAUAAGUCUGGGUGGCAGAUGGAGAAGGAUUGGGAUGAGAGAGAGAAGGCCAGGAAGAGAAGGUUGGCCAUGGGAGGCGGUGGUGAGGAUGGUGAUGGUGGGAGUGAUGAUGAAGAUGAUCAUGACUUGCCGUUUGCUUGUUCUAUAUGUAGGAGACCUUUCGACGAUCCGGUUGUGACCAAGUGCAAGCACUACUUCUGUGAACACUGUGCCUUGAAGCAUCAUUCAAAGAAUAAGAAAUGCUUUGUUUGUAACACACCGACGCUGGGUAUCUUCAAUACAGCUCAAGAGAUACGAAAGAAGAUGGCACAAGAAAAGAAAUAAUUAUGGUGUUUUGACAGGUAGCGACUUGGUCAUGACGAGAGUCUUUCUUCUCAGGAACAGAUACCUCAAAGAACUAUCCCAACACUAGAGAGGAACUCGCCCAAUGUUAUCGAUGGGCGCCACUCGCCCACAUAUGGCAAGGAGCUUGCCCUAUGAUGGGCGACCAUGAAGUUCUUUGCGAAGCAAAUGGAUCGUUACUCGUCUCAAUCAGAUUCUUCUCCUCUGAGCCUACCAAACUUAGCCAGAGGAAAGCAUCUAUCUCAGGGGAUCCCCACUCCAUUCGGCCACCACUACCAACCUCAGAGACUCCUUACCCCCGCAAACACCACUGCUUGUCUUUCAUGACAAGGCGACCUCGAGCUUCCUACGCCAUUCACUGACCUAAUCAAAUGAUUCUAUGAUGCAAUCAAAAUUUAGGAAAACUAAGAUUGCAAAUAACUAUACGCCUUCCUUUCAAAAUAACUUUAACAAAUAAAAUAGGAUAAAACACUACUUAUAUGAGAACGGAAAACACAUACAAACAAACACAAUCUUAGAACAUAAAAACACCUAAAAACUUUUCAUUGAUUGAGAAGAAAGAUACAAUGGAAUGUUAACUUGUGGAGAGAAGAAAUAGAUUAGAAGUUCCGAGACUAAAUAAUAGAGGGGAAAGGGAAACGAGGCUAGCUCGCAAGCUAGAACAAAAUCCGCAGGUUUUCUUUUCCAAAAAUCACUAAAUUUUCACUCUUAAAACAUCCAUAAACUCCUCUAUAAAUAGGAUAGAAAAGGGAGGCCAAAAGCCAUGCUCAACUGCCCACACUACCAACCAAAAAAGGCAGCAUUUAAAGCACGUUUGGACCCCCACCCGAAUAGCCACAGCAAGGGAACCGGGGUCCGAGACAGCCAAGAACAGGAACCGAACAGCCAGCAAGGGAACCGGGAAAGCAAGGAACGGGAACCAAACAGCCAGCAAGGGGAACCGAGAAAGUAGGGAGCAGAACCGAAGAGCCCAGAAAGGGAAACCGGGGAAAGCAGGUAGCAAAAGCAGAAAUCGAACAACCCAGCAAAGGCUAGGGAGGGGGUGGCCAUGCUUACACUUAUGGGCUUGCCCGAUUGUUGACUCUACCCUCCUAUAAUCAUUCAAGAGGCGACGCAUGUCCUAGAUUAACAUGCUGCAUUGUAUGGGUAUUCUUGUAGCAUGUAUUUUUAUUUUUCUCUAUGUAAUUUCCUGUAAUCCUUUAAACUCUAUAAACAAGGGUAAUGAGGAACAGUUUGAGACUUUGUAUCUUUGAUAUGUUCUGAUUGAAAUAGUGAAGAUUCUACCAGCCAACUCUCCUCUCUACUCUUUCUAUAUUUUCCAUUCUCACUAACAGGUUUUCAACUCACUGAUAAGAUUUGAUGACCAAAACAGCACUCAACAAUAUUAAAAAAUAGCUAAUUUACUUUAAAUAUAUCCAGAAAUAGCACCAAGGGGCUGUAAUUACCAAUCUCCAAGCAAAGGAAGACAAUAUAUAAGUUGACUCAUUGUUCGAGAGGUGAAUCAUCUCUCCCACAAUUUUGUUCUAGAGGUGAAUCGUCUCUCCCACAAUUCCUAACAGCCACUAGGAACCCAAAAACUCCCACAAAAAUGGUUGUAGCAAAUAAAAUUAAAACAUAAACCCUAACCCCCAUAAUUUCCCCUCUUAAAUAGCUCAAAAUCCUCUAAUAAAUGUCCCUUACAUCUUUCCCAAAGAGUUCCUCCAAAUCCUCUUCUCCUAUAGGCGAUAAAGGAGGUCAUGGGCCCCACAUGGGCACUUGCGUUGUUGCCCACCUUGGCAGCUAUGUUGCCAACUGCUGCAUCAAUACUCUCAUUCCAAAAAGUCACCUUGUCCUCAUGGUGGAAAGAGGAAAAUUGCUUCUGGAUGUUAUUGUAGGGCUCCCAUGUCACCUCAUACUCUAAUUAAUCAUUCCACUUGAUCAGCACCUCCUUGAUCCCUUAUCUCCUUUGUGCACCCCUUUCAUCUCCACUGGUUCUAAUAGCAUCUCCAUAUCCUCUGACAGUGUGGCCGAUAGUGCAGGCGAGGGUGUGUGGUUUCCAAUGGCUUGUCUCAGUUGCAAUACAUGAAAUACGAGAUAGAUGGCUACGGUCGAUGACAACCUUAGGCGAUGUGCUACUGCGUCAAUGCGCUCCACUACCUCAUAAGGUCCAAAGUAACGAGAAGGAGGCUUCUCAUUCCUUCGUCAAGCCAAAGUCUUCUAUCUGUACGGUUGGAUCUUCAGAUAAACCCUAUCCCCUACCUCAAACUGCGUGUUUCUCUUGUGUCAAUCUACCUGCUUUUUUAUGAUUUACUGUGCUCUCUAUAAAUGUUCCUUCAAUUCUACUAAAAUCCGAUCACUUUCUCCCAAGUUCUGCUCCACUGAUGAUACUGGUGUGUUGCCAUGCUCAUAAUUUAUUAAAUGAGGGGGAUCCUUCCCAUAUAUGAUUAAAUGUUGUAUGGGCUGUUGUAUGAUAUGAAGUUUUAUAGCAAUAUUCCCCCCAGGCUAACCACUUAGCCCAUAUCUUUAGUGUUUCUGAUACAAAGCAACAAAGAUAAGUCUCCACACUGCAAUUUAUCACCUCCUUUUGGCCAUCCAUUUGAGGGUGGCAUGCUGUGUUCCACUUCAAGAUAAUCUCUUACAUCUUGAAUAACUCUCUCCAUAAGUGGCUCAAAAAGACCUUGUCCUGAACUCCUGAUCGGACAUAAUGGCUUCAGGUAUGCCAUGUAAACGAACCACCUCUUUAAUGAAUGCGGCUGCCACCGACACCGCGGUGCAUGGGUGACAUAAGGGAAUGAAAUGAGCAUAUUUGCUCAAUCUGUCUACCAACACUAUGAUCACAUUGAACCCAACACUAUGAUCACAUUGAACCCUUCCGAUCUAGGUAGUCCUUCAAUGAAGUCCAUAAUCACCUCUUCCCACAUCUUCUCGGGUAAUGUCCAAGGCUAUAGAAGACCACCUGGAGCGAUAGUCAUGUAUUUAUCUCUGGCAAAUAUCACAAUUUUCCACCAACUCCUCAUCAUCCUUCUGGAUGCCCACUAAGUAUAGCUCCACUACCAGUCUAUGAUGUAUUCUGAACUCUUGAAUAUCUCCUAAUAGUUGUGCCAUAAAACUCCUGCAACAAGAGAGGGAUGUGUGGCGUUGUCCUCGAUAGCACAAACCAUCCCUGGUAUAGCAGCUUCUAACCCAUCAAAGAGUAACUAGGAUGGCUAUCCUUGUCAUGUAGUAAGUGUUUCCGAUCUUAUUCAGCUCUUCAUCUUGCUCGCUCUCACGCUUCAAGGCCUCCCAAUCCACCACCAUGGGAAUAGAUAGAGUUAUAACCCGAGGGUCUUCACUACGCCUAGAGAGAGCACCUGUAGCUUUAUUUUUCAGCCCAGGCUUGUACUAAAUCUCGAAGGCAUAACCCAACAACUUGGAAAGCCACCGCUGAUGCUCCUUUGUAACCAUCCUUUGCUCUAACAGGAACUUAAACUCCUUUGGUCUGUUCUGACUAUGAAGUGUCAUCCCAAUAGGUAAGGUUGUCAUCUAUUGCCAACACUAUCACCAUUAACUCCCUUUCAUAUAUUGAUUUCAGCCGCACCCUAGCGGUCAAUACUUGGCUGAAAAGCUAUAGGCCUCUAUGUAAUGCCUAGAAUCAAAUUUAGAAGAAUUAUGUAUUUUAUCUUUUUAUAAAUAUAUCAGAGCUUCUAUAAAUCAUCAAUAUAAAUAAUAACCAGCGAAAGCAACCAACAAUUACAUACCUCAAAAUAUUGCAUUAUAUACAUCCCCCCAAAGCGAGUUAUGGAGCAUAGAUUGCGGCGUGAUACUAAUGUUUCUCAAAAUCAAUUUGGAUU
Messenger RNA from Dendrobium catenatum, 5090 nucleotides. Its product is annotated as zinc finger CCCH domain-containing protein 15. Lineage: Eukaryota; Viridiplantae; Streptophyta; Magnoliopsida; Asparagales; Orchidaceae. Gene Ontology annotation, biological process: snoRNA splicing. Bases 280 to 1263 code for a protein of 327 amino acids. The transcript has 3 exons. Gene Ontology annotation, molecular function: metal ion binding. The record is from RefSeq and is a predicted model, not a curated record. Gene Ontology annotation, cellular component: U2-type spliceosomal complex.